Messenger RNA from Taeniopygia guttata (zebra finch), 1720 nucleotides. RefSeq names its product sorting nexin family member 21 (gene SNX21). Gene Ontology annotation, biological process: protein transport. Gene Ontology annotation, molecular function: phosphatidylinositol phosphate binding; protein binding. Lineage: Eukaryota; Metazoa; Chordata; Aves; Passeriformes; Estrildidae. The record is from RefSeq and is a predicted model, not a curated record. Gene Ontology annotation, cellular component: early endosome membrane.
GGGAGGAUCCCGGGACGAGCCGUGGCGGAGCGGCCAUCGCUCGGCAGCGCCCGGUUCGGCUCGGCUCGGCCCGGGGCAGCGCGAGCGGAGCGGGGCGGGGGCAGCAGCGGGAGGCUGUCCCGGGGCCGGGCUGUCCCGGGGCCGGGCUGUCCCCGCGGGGGGCCGUGCCGCGGUGGGCAGCCCCCGGCCCCGCCGUGCCGCGGUGCCGGGCCGGACCCCCGGCAGCGAUGGCCGCCCGCAUCCUGCACCGGCUGCGGCACGCGCUGGCGGGCGAGGGCGGCCGGGAGGAGCCGGCGGGCGGCGGCGGCGAGGCCGAGGACUGCCCGGAGAGCUCCGAGCUGGAGGACGACACCGAGGGGCUGUCGACGCGCCUCAGCGGCACCCUGAGCUUCACCAGCCACGAGGACGAGGAGGAAGAGGAGGAGGGGGACGGAGCUAGCGAGGAGCUGGAGGAGCCGCCGCAGGCGCCGGGGGCGGCAGCAGGCACGGAGGACGGAGAGUGGGUCUCUGCGGCGGAGCGUCCCGGCGGCAGCCUGCUGACCCGGCAGCUGCAGGAGCUGUGGCGGAGGUCGCGGGGCAGCCUGGCACCGCAGCGGCUGCUCUUCGAGGUCACCAGCGCCAGCGUGGUCAGCGAGCGCUCUUCCAAGUACGUGCUCUACACCAUCUACCUGAUCCGCUCUGGCCAGUUUGACAAGGCCCCUGCCACCAUCGCCCGGCGCUACUCGGACUUUGAGCAGCUGAACCGCCGCCUGCGCUGCCGCUUCAGCUGCAACAUGGCCAGCGUUGCAUUCCCCAGGAAGAGACUGCGCCGGAACUUCACUGCCGAGACCAUUGCCAAGCGGAGCCGAGCCUUCGAACAGUUCCUGUCCCAUCUGCACUCCAUCGACGAGAUCCGCCGCUCUCCCGAGUUCCUCGAGUUCUUCUUCCUGCCGGACCUGCAGGCCGCGCAGCGCCUGACCUGCACCGGCAUGUACCGCGAGGCCCUGGCCACCUGGGCCAACGCCUACCGGCUGCAGGACCGGCUGGGGGUCUGCAGCUCCGGCCGCUUCCUGCUGACCCUGGCCGGGCUGGCCGUCUGCCACCAGGAGCUGGACCAGCUCAGUGAGGCCCAUGGCUGCUGCGAGCAGGCGCUGCAGCUGCUGGAGGCCCAGGGCAGCCACCCGCUCCUGGGACCCUUCCUGCAGGCUCACGUCCACCUGGCCUGGAAGGUGGGCAAGGACAAGCGGCGCUCAGAGGCACGGCUGCAGGACCUGCGGGAAGCUGGGCUGCCUCUGCAGCAGCAGCCUUCCCUGAAGGAAUGCCUGAUCAAGGAACCUCUGGAAUGAGCCACCUGUGCUAACAGGGGCGGGAGGGCGAGGGCUGUGGGGGAGCUCACGGGCCUGUGGCUGCUGGCAACAGCGAGGGAAAUGCCAUGGGUGGCAAUGGGGCAGGGGAGCACCGCCCAUGCCUGGAGCUGCCUCCUGAAUGCACUUUCUCUGUGGUUAGUCUGUUUAGCGGGGCUGGGGACUCAAGGGGGUCCACCACUCACAUUGGUGCUGCCAGAAGCUGCUCCCCCUCCGCAGGGGAUCCUGGAGUGGCUGAGACUUUAGCUGGGACAUACUGGCACCUUGCAAGGGAACGGGAAAGCUUCUGGCAGGGUCCAGGGCUCUUGCCGGGAACUUCCCAUCGAACUUACACAAUAGAAAGGACUUUAUUAAAUAAAGUCUUGGCAGGAAGAAGA